Guillardia theta CCMP2712 is the source of this 774-nucleotide messenger RNA. RefSeq lists its product as hypothetical. The transcript has 7 exons. The record is from RefSeq and is a predicted model, not a curated record. NCBI's taxonomy places the organism in Eukaryota, Cryptophyceae, Pyrenomonadales, Geminigeraceae. The coding region runs from base 1 to 774 and encodes 257 amino acids.
AUGUACAGACCAGCUGAGCUGAUUCUGAAGGAGGUCAAGAACGUGGACGGCGUUGACAUCAACAUCAAGCUCGAGGGCCUGGGCGGCAGUAGGCGGCGAAUCAGCGGAGGGCUGUUCAUUGAAGCGCCUCCGAGAGCGAUCUGGGACGUUCUUACCAACUACAACAACUUGCACGAGUACAUUCCGAACAUCGCAGAAUCUGGAGCUAUCCUGCAGCCCAAUGGGAGAGUUCGGAUCGAACAGGUCGGAGUGAUAUCGCCGACCCUGAGGAUAACGACGAGGAUCGUCUUGGAGGUCACAGAAGAACCAUUCCAGCGCCUCAAGUUCUCCAAGGUAGAGUCCAGGGAGUUCAUCGAGUUCGAAGGCAUCUACUCAAUCACCAGCUGCAAGGAUGGCAGGGCGUACCUCGAGUACUCCGUCGAAGCUCUCCCACUCCCCAUCCUCCCCAUCCAGCUUGUGCAGGGCAAGAUCAAGAAGGAGGUUCCUCCUAUGCUCGCAGCGGUCCGAACAAACGCAAACAAGUAUCACAGCCUUCGAUGCAAGACGCUGGGCCCGAAUUGGAUGGAUGAUGUCCCAGUUCCCACUUCCACGAGCUACAGGAAGCGGUUGUCGUCGACGAAUUCCAUCGCUGAUGAUCGACCCAAGUACACGGCACCAGGGAUCGAGAGCACCAAACUCUACACAAUUGAGCGCGCACCCUCCUUGCCCUUCACAUCCCUGGCGUCGGGAUUGCUCCAAGCGGUGCUCGGCAUGGUGAAGCUGCUACCGGGGUAA